AUGGCCGGAGACGCGCCGCCGGCGCCGGAGCUCUCGCCGAAGAUGCUCGUCGUGCCGUGCCUCAUGAUGGCCGUCAAGUUCCUCAAGCUCGACUUCGCGCCCUACGUCGAGCAGCUGCGCAUCGGCUUCGGCUGCGCGUGCGCUCUGACGCUCGGCGUCCACUUCCUCGUCAAGUCGAUCGCCGCGGGCAAGGCGGACGCGACGGAGAUCACGGUGACGACGACGAACCCCAUGAAGCCCGGCGAGAAGGAGACCAAGACCUGGACCAUCUGCAACUACGACCAGGCCGAGGCCCUCAAGAAGGUCAAGAGCGGCCUCGUGAGCGUGUGCAUGGUGAGCGCGAUGCACUACAAGUGGGGCAGCCCCAUGCCCCUCCUCUUCCAGUGCAUCAUGCAGCCCAUGAACCUGCUCGACGACCCCCUCGUCCAGAUCCACCUCCUCGGCAAGAAGCCCGAGGGCAAGCUCGAGCGGCCCUUCAAGGCGCCGCCGAACCCGCUCGCGGACCUCCUCGGCGGCGACAAGGCCGCCGACGACGACAAGGCCGUCGCGCGCAAGCCCAAGGCGGGCAACCCGAAGAAGAAGGACUGA
This is a messenger RNA of Aureococcus anophagefferens, 588 nucleotides long. It is a transcript of the gene PTA2, whose product is annotated as putative inorganic phosphate transporter. Lineage: Eukaryota; Pelagophyceae; Pelagomonadales; Pelagomonadaceae. The record is from RefSeq and is a predicted model, not a curated record. Gene Ontology annotation, biological process: protein targeting to ER. Gene Ontology annotation, cellular component: endoplasmic reticulum; mitochondrion. Bases 1 to 588 code for a protein of 195 amino acids. The transcript has a single exon.